CCGGCUUCGUGGUGACACGGGGCUUCGCCGCGGGCCCGGCGGAGGGCAGCAAGUUAGCCCGCGGCGGGGUGGCGGCGGCGGGCCUGUGAGCGUGACCUAUUUACAAGACCAGCUACCACUGAUGAAGAAGUGUUGGAGUAGUUGCUGAAAUUGACCCUUUAUUGACCUGAGGCAGUCUAUUUGUUCUACGUAAUUUUGGUUAUUCCACUGCUUUGAGCUUUACUGUAACGGCUGAGAAACUUGGAAAAUAAAGUAACAUGAUAUGGUCUUGAACCUUCUUUUUGAGGAAAUAUUAAAGUACCUGAGUGAAAAGCCAGAAUGGCAGCUAGAGAGAGGCUCUUUGAACUUUGGAUGCUUUAUUGUACAAAGAAAGAUCCAGAUUACCUGAGACUGUGGUUGGACAAUUUUGUUUUAAGUUAUGAACAAUUUUUAGAUGUUGACUUUGAAAAGCUGCCUACGAGGGUAGAUGAUAUGCCUCCAGGAAUAUCUCUGCUUCCUGAUAAUAUUCUGCAGGUUCUGAGGACCCAGCUGCUACAUUGUGUUCAGAAAACAGCAGAUGGGUUAGAGGAACAACAACAAGCAUUGUCAAUUUUGCUUGUCAAAUUCUUCAUUAUUCUUUGCAGGAAUUUAUCAAAUGUAGAAGAAAUUGGGACUUGCUCUUAUAUUAAUCACGUCAUUACCAUGACAACACUGUAUAUUCAGCAAUUAAAAAGCAAAAAAAAGGAGAAGGAAAUGGCUGAUCAGACAUCUAUUGAAGAAUUUGUGAUCCAUGCACUGGCAUUCUGUGAAAGCUUGUAUGAUCCGUAUAGAAAUUGGAGACAUAGAAUUUCAGGACGAAUCCUUAGUUCUGUGGAAAAGAGCAGACAGAAAUACAAACCGGCUUCUCUCACAGUGGAGUUUGUUCCUUUCUUUUAUCAAUGUUUUCAGGAAAGUGAACAUCUCAAGGAAAGUCUUAAGUGUUGCUUAUUGCAUCUCUUUGGAGCCAUUGUAGCCGGUGGGCAGAGGAAUGCUUUGCAAGCAAUUUCUCCAGCCACCAUGGAAGUUCUUAUGCGAGUUUUGUCUGAUUGUGAUUCAUGGGAAGAAGGAGAUCCUGAGGAAGUGGGUAGAAAGAGAGAACUAACUCUGAAAUGCCUUACACAAGUGGUGCAUAUCCUUCUCACUAGCAGCUCUGACCAGCGUCAGGUGGAAACCAGUACCAUACUGGAGAACUAUUUUAAGUUGCUUAAUUCUGAUCACUCAGCUUUACCUAAGCAGGGGAGGUCCAGGCGGUGGGAAAGCCAGUUCAUAGCUCUUCAGAUUAAGAUGCUCAAUACCAUCACCGCCAUGUUAGAUUGCACAGACAGGCCCGUUCUUCAGGCCAUUUUCCUCAAUAGUAAUUGCUUUGAACAUCUCAUACGACUUCUUCAGAACUGCAAGGUAUUCCAGGGGCAGCUGGAUUGCUUGGCUGUGUCAGCCAUUCAGGCUUUGACAGCAGUGAUGAAGAAUUCUCCAGCCGCUAAGGAAGUAUUUAAAGAAAGAAUUGGUUAUAUGCACAUGUUUGAGGUAUUAAAAUCUUUGGGCCAGCCACCACAAGAACUGCUUAAAGAACUUAUGAACAUGGCUGUUGAGGGUGAUCACACUUCAGUUGGCAUUUUGGGCAUUAGUAAUGUCCAUCCUCUCUUGGUUCUUAUCCAGUGGCUUCCGGAGCUAGAAUCUCAUGACCUGCAAAUCUUUGUCUCUGAUUGGCUUAAAAAAAUUUGUUGCAUUAAUAAACAGAGCAGAACUACCUGUGUGAAUGCAAACAUGGGAAUAAAGAUCAUUGAAGCCCUUGAAUCCCAUUCUUCCCUACAUCGAACUUGUGCCGAGAACUUGAUUGCAAUCCAUGGUUCACUGGGGAGUCAGUCUGUGAGCUCGGAAGAAAUCCGUCGGCUUCUGCGAUUGCUGAGAGUAGAUGAAUCAGAGUGUAUUCACCCGUAUACCAUUCCUGUGACUCGUGCAAUCCUGACAAUGGCACGGAAACUCAGUUUUGAGAGUGCACUGCAGUAUUUUAAUUUGUCACAUAGCAUGGCCGGAAUUUCUGUGCCUGCCAUUCAGAGAUGGCCUGGGUCUGCAUUUUCCUUCACGGCUUGGUUUUGCUUAGAUCAGGAUCCGUUAACCCUUGGGAGUGCCAACAAAGGAGGAAAAAGAAAACAAUUAUAUAGCUUUUUUACAGGAAGUGGAAUGGGUUUUGAAGCUUUUAUUACCCACUCAGGUAUGCUGGUUGUGGCAGUGUGCACAAAGAGAGAGUAUGCAACAGUUAUGCUUCCUGACCACAGUUUCUGUGAUUCUCUCUGGCAUAACAUAACCAUCGUUCACAUGCCUGGAAAAAGGCCCUUUGGCCAGAGUCUUGUCUAUAUCUAUGACAAUGGACAACAAAAGGUUUCCGCCCCUCUCAGAUUUCCUGCCAUGAAUGAGCCAUUUACUUCCUGUUGUAUUGGUUCAGCUGGGCAAAGAACCACUACUCCUCCACCAUCUCAAAUCCCAGAUCCACCAUUUUCUACUCCCAUUACCCCUCACCGGACAUCAUUUGGUGGAAUAUUGUCAUCAGCCUCCUGGGGAGGAACAAUUGAAAAAUCGAAAUUGUUUACCAAAUUAAUUUCAGCUGGAACCCAAGAUAGUGAAUGGGGUUGUCCCACAUCUCUGGAAGGCCAGCUAGGAUCUGUGAUUAUAUUCCAUGAAGCUCUGCAGCCUCCUCAGGUCAAGGCUUUGUAUUUAGCAGGUCCAAAUUGCUUAAGCCUUUGGAAGUGUCAAGACUGUGAUAUGGCCGAUUUGUCAAGUAACAUCCUCCUUCACUACACAGGAAAGGCUUGCAAAAAUUCAAUUUGCCUUGACUUGUCUACUAACUGUUUGCAUGGAAGAUUAACAGGAAACAAAGUAGUGAAUUGGAACAUUAAGGACAUUAUCAAUUGCAUAGGUGGGUUAAAUGUGCUGUUUCCUUUACUGGAACAAAUAAGCCACUUUAGUGAUGGACAGACUUCUGAAGCAAUAAGUGAAAACACAGUUCCUGAAUUAGUAACACCUAGUGAACAAGAAUGUUUGGGAUCGGCCUCCACAAGGGCAUCAGAGUCAAGGCUGGAGAGAAAUCUAAUUGCAACAUUUAUUUUGAUUGUGAAACACUUUAUUCAGAGACAUCCUAUCAACCAGGAUAAUCUGCUUCAGUCCCAUGGAGUUGCAACUCUUGGUGCUUUACUUCAGAAGGUGCCAGGUUCUCUAAUGGAUGUUAAUGUAUUGAUAGCAAUUCAGUUACUAAUUGAACAGGUAUCAUUAGAAAAAAACACACUGUUGCUUCAACAAAUGUAUCAGUGUUUACUCUUUGACUUCCGUAUUUGGAACCGUGGAGAUUUUCCUUUUCAGAUUGGCCAUAUACAGUAUCUUUCGACGAUCAUUAAAGACAGCAGGAGAGUUUUCAGGAAGAAGUAUGGUGUGCAGUUUCUCCUGGAUACACUUAGGAUUUAUUAUGGGCAUGGUUGUACAUGUAAUGAGCUAUCUCCAGAUGAUAUUCGAACAAUAAGGACUUCUUUGUAUGGGCUAAUUAAAUAUUUUCUUUGUAAAGGUGGAACCCAUGAAGAAAUACAAAGUAUCAUAGGUUACAUAGCUGCUACUAACGAAGAAGAACAGCUCUUUGGAAUCUUGGAUAUACUCUUCAGUCUUCUACGAACCAGCCCAACCAGAGGUCAGCUUUUCUUACUGCUGUUUGAACCAGGAAAUGCUGACAUACUUUAUGCCCUGCUGUUAAAUCAGAAGUACUCUGACAAACUAAGAGAAAUCAUUUUUAAGGUCAUGGAACAAAUGUUGAAAUGCACAAAUGUUUAUGAACGUAGUAAGCAACGUAUCCGUCUUAGAGAAGUUGGCUAUUCAGGAAUUGGACUCCUCCUUAAUGAAGCACCAGUUAACACAUCUCUUAUUAAAAACCUUGUUAACCAAAUCAUUAAUACAGAUCCUGUUAUUAAUUUCAAAGAUCUAUUAUCUAUAGUAUAUAUCUGUCACAGAACACAUGUAAAUGUCAGAGUGGUCCUCUGUAGAAAGAUAUUACAGAUUUUGCAGUCCCUGCCAGAUGCAGCAUACCAGAUAUCACAACAAGUGGGUUGGCAAGACACCUUUGUUAGACUUUUCUUUAAAGCAAAUUUUGAAAAUGUAAAUUCUCUUAACAAACAUGGGAAGACAGUUUCAGUGAAAGAAAAUAAAAAUAUGUCAACUGAAGAUGUUAAGAGGAACUUUGAAAAAGUUGAUGAUGAAAAAAUGACGUUAGCUGACGUAUCUUCAGACCAUUGGAGUUUAGAAGAUAGUCAGUCCCUGAACUCAAACACACCAUUAUUUCAAGAAGACAGCUCUGAAGGAGAAUUAUCUUUCAAGUCAGAGAAUCAAGAAGAAUUCUGGCAUAGUAACACUUCCCAUCUGAGCUUAGAUCUCAGUGGAAUUGAUACAUGUGAAAUGAGCGAUAGUGGAAGUCAAGUGCCAGACAGUUCACCUAGCACUCCAUCUCCAGUAGAGUCUACUAAGUCAUUUUCUAUGCAGUCUGACAAAGAAAGAAGCGUCACAAAUGAAAUGGGCUUCAGUGAUGACUUCUCUUUUCUUGAAAGCCAAGAGAGAUGUGAAGAAGAACUUUUUCAGCUGCUUACAAAUAUUUUGAAUUAUGUUAUGUGUAAAGGACUAGAAAAGUCUGAUGAAGACACUUGGAUUGAAAGAGGACAGGUGUUUUCAGCACUAACUAAACCAGGAAUAUCAAGUGAGCUGCUUCGACCCUCAGAUGAAAUAAAACUAACUUUGCUACAGAAGAUGUUAGAGUGGGCAAUCACAGAAAAUAGAGAUGCAAAAAGUAGUCCUGUAACUGCUGAAAAUGCCUUCCGACUCAUGUUGAUCGUACAGGACUUUCUGCAGUCAGAAGGAUUGGUUAAUUCAAACAUGUGGACUGAGAAGCUUUUAGAAGAUGCCACACAGCUCCUUGACUGUCUGUCAGUAUGGUAUUCUGAGAAUCCAGUAUGGGUAAAACUCUCUCAGAUUCAGAUCCAGCUGCUUCUAGAGUUCAUCGAAAGAGGCAGUUUGCAGGUUUGUGCAAUGGCAUCAGCUAAGCUCAAUGCUCUUCUUCAGACCAAAGUGAUUGAAAACCAAGAUGAGGCAUGCUAUAUUUUAGGGAAACUAGAACAUAUUCUAAGUCGGUCAAUCAAGGAACAGACAGAAAUCUAUUCGUUUCUCAUUCCCCUUCUCCGGACUCUGGUUUCUAAAAUUUAUGAGCUGCUUUUCAUGAACUUGCACCUGCCUUCCUUGCCUUUUACUAAUGGAAGCGCUUCAUUUUUUGAAGAUUUUCAAGAAUACUGCAAUUCAGAUGAAUGGCAAGUUUACAUUGAAAAAUAUAUUGUACCUUACAUGAAGCAGUAUGAAGCUCAUACAUUUUAUGAUGGCCAUGAGAAUAUGGCACUUUACUGGAAGAAUUGUUAUGAAGCCUUAAUGGUGAAUAUGCAUAAAAGAGACCGAGAAGGAGGAGAAAGCAAGCUGAAAUUUCAGGAGUAUUUUGUGGAGCCAUUUAAUCGAAAGGCCCGUCAAGAGAACUUGAGGUACAAUAAUAUGAUUAAACAACUUAACAGUCAGCAGUUGGCGGCUGUUAGACGCUGGAAGGCGAUACUGCUCUAUCUUACAUGCGAAAGGGGGCCUUGGGCUGAAAAGAAACAGAAUCGAAUUCACUGGAAACUAGCUAAUGUUGAAAAUUAUUCCCGCAUGAGACUUAAACUGGUACCAAAUUAUAAUUUCAAAACCCACGAGGAAGCUAGUGCCUUAAGAGAUAAUUUAGGUGUUCAGCACUUACAGCCUUCCAGUGAUCCAUUGCUUUUGGAAGUAGUGAAACAAGUUAAACUCAGUGAUAUGGAAGAAGAUAAACUAGAACUUCUUGAAGAAGACAUGGCAGCUAGAGUAAAUAUUGAUGAAAAGGAAGAACAGGAUCAAAAGGAAAAAUUGGUGUUGACUGAGGACUGUGAACUCAUUACUGUAAUUGACAUAAUUCCCGGCAGAUUAGAAGUCACUACUCGACACAUUUACUUCCAUGAUAACAGUAUUGAAAAAGAAGAUGGACUGCGCUUUGAUUUCAAGUGGCCUCAUUCUCAAAUUAGAGAGAUUCACUUACGUCGUUACAACUUAAGGAGAUCAGCACUUGAGAUUUUUCAUGUUGAUCAGUCCAACUACUUUCUCAAUUUCAAAAAGGAGGUUAGAAACAAAAUAUAUAGCAGACUUUUGUCACUUCAUUCUCCUAAUAGUUAUGGAACAAGAUCACCACAGGAAUUAUUCAAAGCAUCAGGGUUGACUCAGAAAUGGGUGAAUAGAGAGAUAACAAACUUUGACUACCUCAUUCAAAUAAAUACCAUGGCAGGACGAACCUAUAAUGACCUUGCACAGUACCCUGUGUUUCCCUGGAUUUUGCAAGAUUAUACUUCAGAAGAGUUGGACCUAAAUAACCCUACUGUAUUUCGAGAUCUUUCUAAACCAAUUGGAGUAGUUAAUGAAAAAAAUGCCAAAGCUAUGCGUGAAAAGUACGAGAAUUUUGAAGACCCAAUGGGAAUGAUUGAUAAGUUUCACUAUGGUACUCACUAUUCCAAUUCUGCGGGCGUCAUGCACUAUCUUAUCCGCGUGGAGCCAUUCACCACCCUCCACAUCCAGCUUCAGAGUGGACGGUUUGACUGUGCAGACCGGCAAUUCCAUUCCAUCCCUGCUACCUGGCAGGCACUUAUGGAUAAUACAUAUGAUGUUAAAGAACUUAUUCCUGAAUUCUUCUAUUUCCCAGAGUUUCUAGAAAAUCAAAAUGAAUUUAAUUUGGGUCACUUACAAGUUUCCAAAGAACUGGUUAACGAUGUUAUUCUUCCAAGAUGGGCUAAGUCAGCUGAAGAUUUCAUUUAUAAACACAGAAAAGCUCUGGAGUCUGAAUAUGUUUCUGCUCAUCUUCAUGAAUGGAUAGAUCUGAUCUUUGGCUACAAACAGAGAGGGCCAGCUGCAGUGGAGGCCCUCAAUGUCUUCUAUUACUGUAGUUAUGAAGGUGCUGUAGAUCUUGAUGCGUUAACAGAUGAAAAGGAAAGAAAAGCCUUAGAAGGGAUGAUUAAUAAUUUUGGGCAAACACCUUGUCAGCUGUUAAAGGAACCACACCCUCCAAGAUUAUCAGCGGAAGAAGCCAUUCAGAAGCAGACCAAAACAGAAAUUUCAACCCUAAACCUCUUUCAACACCUCCCUGAACUGAAGUCAUUUUUUAUAGAGGGAAUUAGUGAUGGUAUUCCACUAUUAAAGGCCAUCAUCCCCCAAAAUCAGUCUCGUUCUUUUAUGUCUCAAGGCAGCCCUGAGUUACUGAGAAAAAUUCUUAAAAAGUCUAGGAAGCACAUCAUCACUCUCUGCAAAGACAUAAAAAUUAAGUGCAAUUGCGACCACAGAUCAUACUGUAGCCACGGUGGGAAUUACAAGUUAGGGAUCGGCUACUUCACAUUCAUCAAGGAUCAAACGGUGACCAACCCAAAAGCUCAGCGCACCAUCAGUGGUCCUUUUGCCCCAGGACUGGAAAUCACUUCCAAACUGUUUGUAGUGUCACAUGAUGCGAAGUUGCUCUUCAGUGCUGGACACUGGGAUAAUAGUAUCCAAGUAAUGUCACUUACCAAAGGCAAAAUUGUCUCACAUAACAUUCGACAUAUAGAUAUUGUGACUUGCUUAGCUACAGAUUACUGUGGAUUACACUUGAUUUCUGGUUCCAGGGACACUACAUGCAUGAUAUGGCAAAUAACACAACAGGUAGGCACUCCUGUGGGCUUAGCACCUAAACCUUUUCAAAUUCUCUAUGGACACACUGAUGAGAUACUGAGCGUGGGUAUCAGCACUGAACUCGACAUGGCAGUAUCAGGAUCAAGGGAUGGCACUGUGAUUAUACAUACCGUUCAGAAAGGUCAGUACAUAAGAACCUUACGACCACCUUGUGAGAGGUCCCUGUUCCUGACCAUUCCCAGUUUGGCCAUAUCCUGGGAAGGACACAUUGUCAUCUAUUCCAGCUUGGAAGAAAAGUCUGUCCUCAAGGAUAAGAACCUGUUACAUGUGUUUUCUAUAAAUGGAAAGUAUCUGGGGUCUCAAGUCCUGAGUGAACAAAUAUCAGACAUGUGCAUAAUUGGAGACCACAUUAUCACUGGCAGCUUACAAGGGCUCCUGUCUAUAAGAGAGCUCCACAGCUUGAAGCUCAGCGUCACUCCAUUAGCCAUGCGAUUACCUAUCCACUGUGUUUCCGUAACCAAAGAGUACAGCCACAUUCUUGUUGGCUUAGAAGAUGGCAAGUUGAUUGUCGUGGGUGUUGGCAAGCCAGCUGAGAUGCGAUCGGGUCAGCUUUCUCGAAAAUUGUGGGGAUCUAGCAAGAGGCUCAGCCAGAUUUCAGCUGGAGAAACAGAAUAUAAUCCUCAAGAUUUCAAGUGACUGUUCUUCCGCCUUCUGUGAUGGAGACUGAGCUUUGUUUAUUGUUUUGUCACUUUAGCUGUACCACUCCACUCUGAGAGUCUCUAAGGGUUUUAUCCUGAAAAAUGGACUACCAUGCUUUGAUAUUAGAGCAUAUGCCUGUAACACUAAUACUUGAGAGGCUGAGGAAGGUCGAUCUUAAAUUCAAGGCCAGCUUGUGCUACAUAGCAAGGCUGUGUCUCAAAAAUAAAUAAGUUGUAGAUUGUAUUAAGUCCAUAUUCAAAGCUUUGCCAAUAUGAGUCUAGUUUUAUUAACCAGUACUAAAAUUCAAUUGAGAAAAUAUUGAUUUAAUUUAAUAAUUUGAUUAAAUAAUUCCAAAUUAUUAAAUCCAUAUAAAAUUAUAAUAUUAUAUUUUGAGGUUAAAUUCCCUUAACCUAAGUAGCAAAAUUCAAGAUAUUCCUAAUAAAGUAGUCGUAUAAGAUAAUAGAGAGUUGAGAGAUGUGGCUUUUCAUGUGUUCUUUAGAUAAUCAUUUUUUUGUUUAUUGGCCAUUACAUUAAAAACAUCAGUUUACUCAUGAAGCUCCUGGUUAAGGUAAUAACCUUGUAGACAUUUUUUUACCAUUGAAUUUUCAUAAGUUACAUGUCUGCACAAUUGGAUUAAAUACAAACAUUGAAAUAGUACAGUGGUUCAUUUUCCUAUCCCUAAUAUUUAAUAUAUUACUAAUACAAUGUAUUUAAUUGCAACAAAAGUUUAAUAGGAAAAAGGAAAAACUAGAGAUAAGUUUUACAAAUGUACUUCAUUAAUAGUAUAUUUAAGCAAAAAAAAAAAAUGCUAAUUGUGGCUUUGACCAGUCCAGUCCUUUGAGUAGCAUUGCAGCACAAUUUACAUCUAUGAAAUUCACAUUUUUGUGCAUUUGUCUUUGUUAAACAAACACUGUAUGUACUCUCUCUUUAUUUAAGCAUUUUUACCCUGUUGAUUACGAGUUAUCAGUAAUGCCCUAAAAAGGUCAUGGUUUAUGGAAAUAACACUGCAUAAUUCAAAAUAGUUAUUUAGAUAAAGUAAUAUUAUG
Messenger RNA from Mus pahari (shrew mouse), 9488 nucleotides. RefSeq names its product neurobeachin like 1 (gene Nbeal1). The record is from RefSeq and is a predicted model, not a curated record. Bases 319 to 8439 code for a protein of 2706 amino acids. NCBI's taxonomy places the organism in Eukaryota, Metazoa, Chordata, Mammalia, Rodentia, Muridae. Gene Ontology annotation, cellular component: membrane; cytosol. Gene Ontology annotation, biological process: intracellular protein localization. The transcript has 56 exons. Gene Ontology annotation, molecular function: protein kinase binding.